Messenger RNA from Paramacrobiotus metropolitanus, 5592 nucleotides. RefSeq lists its product as uncharacterized. Bases 2091 to 3602 code for a protein of 503 amino acids. The record is from RefSeq and is a predicted model, not a curated record. The transcript has 7 exons. Lineage: Eukaryota; Metazoa; Tardigrada; Eutardigrada; Parachela; Macrobiotidae.
AGCCAAACAGGACGUUCUGUAAGAAGGUACCAAAUUAAAGUGUUUUAUUAUUUCCUGCAUCGGUAAUCUAAAUCUUGUAGUACGGUCGGUUUUCAGAAGUUGAGUUUUCAUUCCUGUGCGACAUAUUUCCCACGUAUAGCAGUAAAUUGUGGUAUUAAAAUAACUUUCAUAUUAUUUUGCCUCCUCAAGAUGACAAACUGGAUAGCUGCAGUUAUUGUUAUUUCAACGCUGUAUUCCCAACAUGCUACAAUCAACUUAUUUUUAUGGCUAGCCUCCAGUGUGCAAGCAACGCCCAGUGCUGCAUCCAAGGAAAUUGACGCUCCUCUGGUAGCAGUAGAAUCAGCUAGACAGAAUGUGUCCAAUACCGUUUCGGCAAGCCCUGGAUAUGGAAGUAAUUCGUCUAACCCGCUUGCGGAACUGGCAAACGAAUUACGAAAUAUGAAAAAUGACCUGAUCAGCAACUUCAGCCUUCUAAACUUGGAUUUGGCAGCCUUGCGCUCAAGCAUUACCGUUGUGCAAACUGGACUGGAUGCUGUGAAGCUUAGUGUAAUGAAGUGCGCGCCGAAACGAAGCAUCACAGAGUGGCCAGUGGGAACUAUGAAGCCGGAUGACUUUCUAAACGUGGAUGAAAAAUUCUGCUCCGAAAGUGGAAAAUUUUGCUUGCAUCUACAGAAUUCCGGAAACCUAAUACUAUACGACACCGCGACUUAUAAAGUUAUAUGGAGCAACAGAGUAAUUCUUGGAUAUUCUUGUACACCAAAGCUUAUCAUGCAAAGAGAUGGAGCCGCGGUACUGUACAUGAGAGGAACCGCAGUCUGGGCAGGUGGAGUCGCCGGCGAAAAGCAAGGAAACGGUUGGGUAAACACAGAUGGACGCCAGUUAUUUUUCCAUCAGGACGGUCACAUAUGCUUGAGAUAUCCUGCAAACUCCGGAAAAACCCAGAAUUGUGCCUGGUCCACUUUAGUUAACGAGGAUUAUGCUCCUGCUGUCGCUGUACCAGGCUUGCGAGUUGGAAACACGGUUUCCUCUUCCACCCAGUCGAUCGUAUCACUCAAAGAUCCCCAUAAAUCCACGUGGAUUUGUCUGUUGUUAGCAUUGACUUCAUUAAUUUAACUUGGAGCUAUUUCUACAAAGUUUUAUCGCAUCUGGUCCUUCAUGAACCCACUAAAACCGACACACUAUGCUGAAAAGGCAUAAUAACUACAAGCAGAACGCGUGGCGCUCCAACGCAAACCAAUUGUUGAGCUUUAUGAACUAAAAAGUCGACAGCGAAAAAGCUCCUCAGUUUGACAAGCUGAACUGCAUUUUGACAAAAUUAGAUCUCGUUUGUGUAAUUAUUCAAAACGUUACGGGUUCUUAAGGGACGAAGGCUACAAGUGUAAAUAACGCACGCGUGACCUUUGGUUACGAAAGGUUAAAAUGGUCUUCGGUUGGUCUUCGGUUACAAAAAGCUAAAAAGUCUGGUACCGCCUGUGUGGCCUUCAAUGACCAAAGGCUUGAAAAAGCGGGCGUUACGAUAAUGUUGCGUUAGUACGAAUAAUACGCCCCUGUCAGAGUGUUGUGCGUAGUGCACAGGAUAUUGGCGUGUUCGCCUCACCAUCACUGGAUCGGCUCACCAUUCGCCAUUCUGCGCACAUGCUAAAGCAUGUUUUGCCAUUCGAGUGCCAGCUACGGAACCGUCAACAUCGAUUCCUAGCAUAUUCUGAUUUCAUGCUCUUUUUCUUGCUAGAUUUUGUGAUUGCCCUUUGAUUUCUAUCGAAAUAAAGGUUAUUUCUCGAGGAGAUGUUGUUUCCGUUGUCGUUUCUCUGUACAGCGUAGACGCUUCUCCGAGAUGGUGGAGAUGCCUUAAGAUCCUCGUCAUUCCCUUAGUCUUUUGCACUCGAUAACGGCGUUCACUCAAACACGCCGCGACCCGGAAGUUUCCUCUCUUCGGACGGAGACCUCGGUCUACCAGUGACAGCCAGCAACGAACAGCAGAAGUAGGAAAACCUCCCACAGAACUGAAGCACGGAGCGUCGCUGGUUCGGAAGGCACGCGGCCGCCAGCAAGGAGAAGAACCGCGGACAACGUAUCAAAGUGAUAUUUCCGCAAUGGACCGCGAUCAGCGACCGAACCGACCGGUUGGCAGAGGUAAUCCUCGAUUCUUCGCCCCACCCGUAGCGGGAAAUCAAGCAUACCGCCCGAUACAGCGAUUCGCUGCCCCGAGUGUCCAGAACGUUCAAAAUGCCGAAAUGGAGGAAUUGCCGUACCAGUACGCGCCAAUGCGCUCCUGCAAUCGAUGUUCACUUAAUACAAACUAUCGGAAAUGCGUGGAAUGCACGCUGGGACCUAAUUACCGGUCAGAAAAUCCGCAGACCGUCGUCUCCCGAUUGUAUGAUGAAGUGCUUAUGCGCAGCCUGGAUGCGUACCGCACUGUAACACUACCGGAGUACUGGACGAUCGUCUGUGCUACACCAUUGUAUUACAAUGGUAUUUAUAAAAGCGCCGUUAAAUUCAUUGGCGAUCAUGCCGAUGAAUGGUCGUGCGCAACUCAUCCCGAAAACUUCGGACGAAGUACUGCCGAUUUGAUGCAACGCAUCACCGCACCACCAAAUCAGAAUUAUCCGACGAAUGUCGGCGGACAGCAAACGCCGUUUCAACAGCCAGUAUAUGGCCAGUGGCAGCCGCCAGUUAUGUUUCAGCAGCAAAGUCUGCCUUUUCCAGGAUUUCAGCAGCAACAACAGCCUAUUCGAUAUACGAAUAUGGCAUUGCAAGUACCACCGGGCACUUUGCCACCCGAGCAUAUUGCUCACUUACAGCAGAGCCUUCCCAGCGGAAGCUACCGGUAUGACCCGGAGACGAAAACGAUAACUCCGUGUCCAUGGCCAGCCGGAACAGCCCCGAAAGAACCACAACAGCGGCAAAUUAAUCCGCUGUUAGCGAAUCUUCCGCCGCUGACCAGGAAACCGUCAGUGAAUCAACAAUCGUCUUUGGAGCUGCUGCGAGUGCAGCCUGUACCCGUGAGUGAACCGGUUAUUGAAUCUGAGCCGAACUCAGGCGCUAGUUAUUCUAGCAACACUAGCAAUGCUAGUGGCAAAACUCGCCAUAAAAUUACUUACAAUUUACCGAAUGUGGGGAAAACCCCAGAUAAUUCUUUUGAAGAAGGCGAUAUUAUGCCCGGUAAGCUGAACGCAGCUGUUAAAUUUCAGAGGAAGAAGGCAGCAAAUUGGAAUGUUCGCGCAACGCGCGAGAAACCUACACCGUACAAGCCAGAUGCAUCUGUAUUAUUGAUGCCCGAGCGACAGACACAUCCGCAGCGUAUUCGUCGCGAUAUCGACGUUAUUCGUCGGGAUCUGGAUCAAUAUAUUGAUCGUGUCGUGUCAGUAAUUGGCACCGUUAAUGCAGAUCAAAGAACCGAAAUUGGCAAAGCCAUCAUUGAUACCUUAGACCUGUUACACACAUCGUUGGGUACGAUUUGCGUAUUCGCAAUUCAAUUAAUAUGUAUCAGAUCGAUUUGUUUCGACAAAUGGAAGUGCGGCGAUAUGAAACGCCGCGGCGUAAUGGACUGCGUAGCGCGCUGGAUAUUUCCCAGCUUAAGGAAAAACUCAUCGAAAUCUCCGUAGUAGAUUGGGAAUUAAUUUCCCAGUUUAAAAUCCUAUUUACCGAAAAUCCGGAGGAAUUCCUCCUACAGUUUAUUCUACCGGACACGGAUCCAGCAAAGUUCUGGUUUUUCUGCCGUGCCGCGUGCGCUAUGCAGCGUAAGAUAGCUCCCAUGAAAAUCACAUGGGACACCAUCCCUAUCGGAUGGGGAUUAAAAAAGUAUAUUCUGGUUAUCCUCUCCGCGUUAAUGGGCAACUGCCACGCUCACCAUUACGCCCGGACAUAUCGUCAGGCUGAGCAGAACCGCCGAUUAAAAAGUUACGUUAAUCGUAUGGGAGAGCCUCUUAGUGAGGAACAACAGGCGAAGGUCCUUAACGAUCUUUGCACGUAAUGCAAGUCGAUGGACUUAAAACCGAAGCUAUCCAUAAUGGACAUUAUGAUGGGAUCUAUGAUCUCGUCAAAAGAUUUGCGGAGCGUCAGGGGAAGCGCAAAGUCGCUCCGAAUUCACCCGAUACUCCAAUAGCGAGUCAAACAGUACAACCAGAACCGAAGAAAACAGUAGUGUUAAUGGACACAACAGAACCUGAGGAAACGCCGGAUACAGCUAAUGCUGCAACCGUAAUCGCAGCUAACACUGCAACCGCAGCGCCAACUGCGAAUACUCAAUCUGCAGUGAUCACUGCGCCGUCUAGCGGAAUUCCGCAAACAGAAGUUGUGGCGUCAGUGGAAGCACUGACGAUCGCGGAAACUCUGCCGAUAUUGGAGCAGCAACCCGCCGCAGAGGCGGACGAUGAGAUGACGGGAUCGGAACCGUCAAUUAGGAACAACUUCCUCUAUCCGACGAGACAAGCCCUUCGAGACCGGCAAAUGGAGCUGGAAGCGAUGGGACAGAGUGAAACCUUCACCGAAGUGGAUCAUUUGAUCUUCGCGGUGCAUAUUCCCGAUAACGACACCGAUCCACUUUACUACCCGGGUGGAAACGAUGAAGUGGACUUGCUGGAGGAUAGCACCGAAGUUAAGGCUACGUCUGCCGUAUUGAGCGACGCUCUUAACGCAUUAAAUGGAGAAUUGCAGGUAAAACCGCCGUAAAAGCAUUAAAUGCACCAAUUGCCGUAUUGUACUAAGUACUGCUAAAAUUAAAUCGCCGUAAUGCACAACGAAUUGCAGACUUAAUUUUAUUGAAAUCGCCGUAUUGUACUAUGAGUACACAACUUCAUAUUAAUCGCCGUAGUGCGCAAUGAAUCGCAAAAUUAACGUUAUUAAAUCGCCGUACAGUACAACGAGUGCAAAACGAAAUGGCCGUAACGCCCAACGAGUGCACCAGAUUGAAUUUAUUUCAAUCCUUACAAAUGAAUCGCCGUAGACGCACAAAUCAGUGCAUAAUACUUGGUUAAAGAACUGCCGUAGUGCAUUAAUUGCAGGAAAACGGAUAAAUAAAAUCGCCGUAGAUGCACUAUGUUGCACAUAUGUCGUGGAUCGACGCUACAAAGCGUAUAAUUGGAGGAAAAACUCCGGAAUGGAACCUGCAAAAUUAACACGGAUUAACGUGCGCGAUUUUGGAACUAAUCGGAAUGGGAAUUUAACGGAUUCUGUUACGAGUAUAAACUCGUUUUGAUUAAAUUUACGCCGCAUUUUGCCGCGUCUUGUUCUCACUAACUGUGAUGAAAUAAUUGGCACAUUUUUUUUAAUAAGAGUUCCUCAUUAUGUUGCAUAUAAGAUGCGUUUUUUCAUUUCUCAUUCCUGUUUUGAGCCUCAAGGGGCUUCGGCGUCCCGUCCCGUGGCAUGUCAGAGUGUUGUGCGUAGUGCACAGGAUAUUGGCGUGUUCGCCUCACCAUCACUGGAUCGGCUCACCAUUCGCCAUUCUGCGCACAUGCUAAAGCAUGUUUUGCCAUUCGAGUGCCAGCUACGGAACCGUCAACAUCGAUUCCUAGCAUAUUCUGAUUUCAUGCUCUUUUUCUUGCUAGAUUUUGUGAUUGCCCUUUGAUUUCUAUCGAAAUAAAGGUUAUUUCUCGA